AUGACUAAGGAAGAACCUAUUAACAAUAAGACCACUGAAUCUCGAGACCAGCCUGUUACAACGUCCGGUUUCGAAUGGUAUAGAAGAUCUUUUCAAUACAAUACCGGUUUGGGUCUCACACCUGAGUUGAAGGAGACCUAUGAAAAGGAUUACAAAGAUAUACUGCAAAGCAAGCAAUGCACUUCUUGUUAUCAGAGCAGAGACUGGCUACUGACCUAUUCUCCUACGAUAAGGUUUAUGAUUCAACAAAUAAAGAAACUAGAAAGAGUGAGAAAUUUUAAUGAUCCAAUCAAUAAAUCAUUGAUAAAAUUCGAUGAAAGUAAAAUCAUUUGCGACUUCUGUCCAGAUUGGAAAAGUGGUGGGUUUCAUCCGGAGAUUGGAAUUCUAUUAUGCCAGAAUAGAUUCAAGAAUAAAUGGCAUUUGGAAGACACUUUGAGUCACGAAUUAGUUCAUUGGUAUGAUAAUUUGAAAUGGAAUGUCGAUUGGACAAAUUUAAGUCAGCAUGCUUGUUCUGAGAUUAGAGCCUCUUCACUAAGUGGAGAAUGUAGAUUCUGGCAAGAAUUUUCAAGACGUGGCCUUGGAUUUGAAGUAGGUAGAGGUCAUCAAAAUUGCGUUAAGAGAAGAGCUGUAUUGAGUGUAAUGGGAAAUCCAAAUUGUAAGGAUAAGGAACAUGCUGUUCGAAUUGUUGAUGAAGUAUGGGAAAGUUGUUUUAAUGAUACCAGACCAUUUGAUGAGAUAUACAGAUAA
Messenger RNA from Maudiozyma barnettii, 747 nucleotides. RefSeq names its product putative metalloprotease (gene ATP23). Lineage: Eukaryota; Fungi; Ascomycota; Saccharomycetes; Saccharomycetales; Saccharomycetaceae. Bases 1 to 747 code for a protein of 248 amino acids. Gene Ontology annotation, cellular component: extrinsic component of mitochondrial inner membrane. The record is from RefSeq and is a predicted model, not a curated record. The transcript has a single exon. Gene Ontology annotation, molecular function: metalloendopeptidase activity. Gene Ontology annotation, biological process: mitochondrial proton-transporting ATP synthase complex assembly; mitochondrial protein processing.